AUGCUGCGCCAAUAUCUCACAAGAAUCGUUGGCGGGAGUCAGCCUCUCACCUAUUACCCCAGAAAGGUUGCUCACUGGAUUGCACCUCCUCCUAAGAAAUCAGAUGAUGACCGUGAUCAGUGGCCUUCUCGAGCAGCUUUCUUGCUGGCCGCCAUGGGAGGCUGUGCUGGCCAAGGAAACUUGCUGCGAUACCCGUCAGUAGUCUACAACAACUAUGGACUACAGUGGUUUAUUCCAUAUUUGUUGGCUGUCUUUGCAAUUGCCAUCCCAGCCCUUAUUCUGGAAAUCGCUAUUGGACAAGCCUAUCGUGGCGGGGCGGUGAUCGCGUUCAAUAACAUCAAUAAUCGAUUGAAAGGUGUCGGCCUUGGUCCAGCCAUUGUCAGCUUUGUCGUCGUGCAGUAUUUCACGGUCAACUUAGCGUGGAUUAUGAACUAUUUUCGCAACUCCUUUCACAGUCCCCUACCAUGGGAAGGCCGAAUAGAGGAAUUCUAUAUGGGCAAUGUUGUUGCCAAUGUUGACCCCGUAGUGGGAAGUCUCACUGCAGACAAUAGUGCUAUUACAGACUACACUUCUUUCCCCGGCGUUUCCUUGAUCGGUGAGACGGUCGGCUGGAGCGCCUUCAUCUGGUUUCUCAUUUGGAUAUCCAUUUUUCGUGGUGUAGGUCUGACCGGCCGUGUGGUAUACUGGACAAUGGGUUUGCCGAUUGUCACAACCAUUAUUAUCGUUGGUCGUUCUUGUUCACUUGAAAAUGCAGGUGAAGGUAUUCGACUUCUAUGGGCAACAUGGAGGGGUGACCAACUUGCCUCGGGGACCGUUUGGCAAACUGCAGUUGGACAGGUCUUCUUUUCCACUGGAAUCGGCUUUGGAUAUUUCACUUCAUAUGCUUCGUAUAACUCCAAGCACUCCAAUGCUGUCAUGGAUGCGAUCCUGAUAUGUGGUAGCAAUGUUUUGUUUGAAAAUUUUGCUGCCUUUGCCGUAUUUGGCGUCAUAGGCUACCUUCGACGAUGGCCACAGGAUGGUGAGCGAUUAGGAGCAUUUGUGGUUGGCUUCUUGACACUUCCGGAGGCUGUGCUUCACAUGCCGGGCGCGAAUUGGUGGGCUAUUCUUCUCUUCUUCACACUGGUGGUUCUUGGGUUCAGUUCUGCCUUUGUGAUGCUUGAUGUGGUGGCUACCCUAGCUGUGGACGCUGGCGUCAAACUGUCACGACCAGUAAUUGUGACUGGACUCACAAUACUGUCAUUCCUCAUGUGUCUGCCAUACUGUACCCAGUUUGGAUUCUAUCUACUGGACGGCAUCGACCGAUGGAUCAACAACGUGGCUUUAAUAUUUGUUGUGUGGUCAGAACUAGUCGGAGCUACAACGGUAUAUCGGUGGCACGAUGUGGUGAGCCAGACUGGCUUUCCAGCUUUUGUUCUCUAUAAUUUCGGAUAUUUUGGUGCUCAAAUUCUCGGAGUUGCAGUCGCACACGGAGUUUCUAGUCCAGAAGCUGGUGCCGGUGCAGGGUUUGGGCUGUAUAUCUUCUGCUCAAUAGUGUCAACAGUGGUGGCUACGACUCCCAACAUCAAAGCUCCCAGCUUCUGGGGACGAAGUCUACUUCUCAGUCGAUUUUGGUAUUUAGCUUUCUACUCUGGAAACCAGUUGAGACGCGACUUGAACGACGUUGUAGGCGGCAACGGAAACUGGAACAUUCCUCGUUUCUGGCCCGGUCUCCUCCGGUACAUCAGCGCGCCUAUUCUGGCCAUUGUGUUUAGCUUUGCAUAUCCUGAAUUCUACUCCCUGCGGUAUGAUCCAAUGAUGAUUGCAGGGUUUGUUCUGGCACAUAUGUGCUUGUUCUUGAUUUUGCUUGGUGUGGUGUUACCGCGAUACUACAAUGUUUUCAUUCCGGUCCAUCGGCGGGGCGAAGGAAGCGAAAUUACGGUUGUCAGUCAGCCUAAAGAGCAGUUUGUAGACACUUCUGCGUUUGACAUUGAGGGGGGCAUUGCGGGUCUAGAGCCUGUGAACAUAAGUUCCGACCGGACAAGUUCCGAGAAUACGACAAGAAAACACGGGGUUUAG
This is a messenger RNA of Penicillium nucicola, 2055 nucleotides long. Its product is annotated as sodium:neurotransmitter symporter family protein. Bases 1 to 2055 code for a protein of 684 amino acids. Gene Ontology annotation, cellular component: membrane. Lineage: Eukaryota; Fungi; Ascomycota; Eurotiomycetes; Eurotiales; Aspergillaceae. The record is from RefSeq and is a predicted model, not a curated record. Gene Ontology annotation, biological process: sodium ion transmembrane transport. The transcript has 2 exons.